AUGACUACAGAAUUGGACCAUAUGGCCGUGGUCACAACUGAGAUUUGUGUUUCUCUGGAAAGAUAUCCAGAAGAAGCAGCAGAUAGAAUUGGUCUUUGUGAUGAAUACUUGACGAGAAUCGGGACCGAAACAAAUACCCAUAUCGAGUGUGACAAGAAGGGAAAUGCCCUCUUCAUCCAUGGCGGGCCUAAGGACGUCAAAAAGGCGUAUGCUGAGCUCCAUGAGCUGCUGAAACGUCUCAGUAUUUCCAAAACGGAUGCUCCCAUCGUUGAUGAACUCGCCGAAGAAGAAGUAAAGCUUCUGGGGAAAGAAUUCCUUGAUGGCGUCGUUUUUCGCAAAUUCAACGACGGAAGUAUCUUGCAGGAGAACACUUCCAACACCUAUGUCCUAGAUCCAAUUCAUACGGAUAAGUUUGAGAAUGGAAAUGACAGGAUCUGUGCUAGCGGCAUGUGGGAUAUGAAGAAAUUUGUUGAAUGGAAGUUUGUUCCUGAAGUAACCCGCGAAGCUAGUAAAGUUUUGAUGGCGCAGUUAAGGCGACUACCACUAGAAACAGAGGAUUAUUUCAAGCUGGAGAUGAGUAUCGGGAAAGUGAUUUUUUACGAAAAUUCCAACAAUUAUCCACUUGAUGGUGCAAAAUUCGCCGUCAACGAUUUCUGUCACCUCAGAGAAACUGUGUCUUCUUUUCGCAAAUGUCUGGAUGCAUGCCUGAUCGAACACUUGGGAGACAUUCUACCAAAACUCAGAUAUAAUAGAGAAGGAAACACUUUUAAAACCGUCAAGAUCCGACACAUUGUGGGACAUAAAGAUGGGAAUUCUUACGCGAAUGUCUGGUCGCUUGAUAUACUUGAGGGAGGGAAAUAUGCCGGUAAAAAAUCGAGGCCGCUUGAACUCAACAAAGUACGCGUGUUUAAAAGGAGUCCAUUCUCGGCCACUAUUCACAACCCAGCCAAGGCAUUUGAUUUCAAACUUUCAAUCAUUGCUAACGCCCGCGAAUGUACCGCGAGUACACAGGAAAUUGAAGAACGCAUUAGUCGGACCUACAGGUAUUCAACCAAAAGAGGACUUUUAGUCAAUUCUGAGGUUGAACGUAACCACGGAUAUAAGCCCUUGGUCCUUGCAGAGUCUAGAACUUUCAAGGAAACCACCUGGAUCCGUGGGAACAUCAAGGUUUCUAUCCUUGAAGUGGAAGAUGGACCUGAAAGCGUGUUUGAGGUCAAAGUACAAAAUAACCAAUUGAAAGAGUACUUACGCGAAAGUCCUAGGGAGGUUCCACUGGACUAUGUCAUCGCAACGGUGAAGGAACUUUUUGAGGCUAUAGAAGAAAUUAGGGACGAACUCAAUAUUUUCUCUAGCUCAAAAUAUCCAGAGGAUUUCUUGCUUAAACCGGGUCAAAAAUCAGAGGAUAGACCCAGAUAUUCUGCAAGGGGAGCAGGAAAUAUAUUUUCUGAUGUCGAUGCCGAGAAUGAAUUGCGAAAUUCAUCUCUAGUUCAUCGAACCAAGUACACAACAACUGAGCAAAUUCCUGAUAUAAUUCCGCCCAAAAGGCUCAACCACAGCUCCCAGAGGACCUCUCCUCGGAGCUCAUCAUUUUGCGACUCUCCAAGCUUGGGAACUGUAAAGCCAUAUGCUACUUGGGAGGAGGGCCUUAUCAAGGACGGGUUUGAUUUGAAAACCCCAAUUCUUAUGCCCACCAAGAUUCACUCUCGGAUACACCCAUCAACUCACGACAAAUCAUCUCCAACAGUGCCCGAAUUCCUCGGUGAAUAUGACCAUACGACUAGUCCCAGCCCAGUGCCGGUGAAAUCCGUCAGGAGAAACGAAAUUUCCAAAGCACAAACACGUGAUUUGUCUCCAUAUGAUAUAGGCCGUGCCAUGGAAACAUCAGAGAAACCACCUUCAUAUCGCGGUAAUUCAUACCCUACCAGACCAGCCAAUCUAUCAGAAAGGCUUCCUGAUGAUGUCUUAUUUGACAUGCCUGAUGCUGGGAUUAGUGGGGACUCCCCUCAAGAUGUCAAGUAUUCGUCAACGCAUGAUAUGAUGGACCUAUCCAGCACGAAGAAAAUUGACUUUUUCGGGAGCAUCGACCCCUCAGCCGAUGAUGGCGAACAAUCGGUUUCAUGCAGCCCAAUCAGCAGGUAUCACUAUCACGACGAGGACCUACUUCUCUUUAGUUAG
This is a messenger RNA of Morchella importuna, 2175 nucleotides long. RefSeq lists its product as uncharacterized. The transcript has 4 exons. Bases 1 to 2175 code for a protein of 724 amino acids. The record is from RefSeq and is a predicted model, not a curated record. Lineage: Eukaryota; Fungi; Ascomycota; Pezizomycetes; Pezizales; Morchellaceae.